Messenger RNA from Nyctereutes procyonoides (raccoon dog), 3629 nucleotides. RefSeq names its product RUN domain containing 3B (gene RUNDC3B). The transcript is spliced from 11 exons. The record is from RefSeq and is a predicted model, not a curated record. NCBI's taxonomy places the organism in Eukaryota, Metazoa, Chordata, Mammalia, Carnivora, Canidae. The coding region runs from base 1 to 1398 and encodes 465 amino acids.
AUGGCCACCCGGAGCCUGGGGGGCCUGAGCGGGAGCCGCGGCGGGGGCGGCGGCGGCGGCGGCGGCGGCGGCAAGAAGAGCCUGAGCGCCCGCAACGCUGCGGUGGAGAGGAGGAACCUCAUCACCGUGUGCAGGUUUUCUGUGAAGACUCUAAUUGAUCGGUCCUGCUUUGAGACAAUUGACGAUUCUUCUCCUGAAUUUAACAAUUUUGCAGCUAUUUUGGAACAGAUUCUAAGUCACCGGCUAAAAGGUCAAGUAACCUGGUUUGGUUAUGAAAGUCCUCGUAGCUUCUGGGACUAUAUCAGAGUGGCUUGCCGGAAAGUUUCACAGAAUUGUAUCUGCAGCAUUGAAAAUAUGGAAAAUGUCAGUUCCUCUAGAGCUAAGGGUAGAGCCUGGAUCAGAGUAGCACUCAUGGAAAAGCAUUUAUCUGAAUACAUCUCUACAGCUCUGAGAGACUUCAAAACAACCAGACGAUUUUAUGAAGAUGGAGCAAUUGUCUUGGGUGAGGAAGCAAAUAUGCUCGCUGGCAUGCUGCUUGGACUCAAUGCUAUCGAUUUCAGCUUUUGCCUCAAGGGAGAGGGAUUGGAUGGAAACUUUCCUGCUGUAAUAGACUACACACCAUAUUUGAAGUUUACCCAAAGUUCUGACAGUAUCAGCAGUGAUGAGGAAGAGCUGAGGACUUUGGGAAGCAGUGGUAGUGAAAGCAGCACUCCAGAAAAUGUCGGGCCUCCUUUCAUCAUGGAUGAGAAUAGUUGGUUCAACAAGUGUAAGAGAGUUAAACAGAAGUAUCAGCUAACCCUGGAACAGAAGGGUUAUCUUGAAGAACUCUUACGACUUCGAGAGAACCAGCUGUCUGAAUCUGUCUCGCAGAAUAAGAUACUACUUCAGAGGAUCGAAGAUUCUGAUCUGGCCCAUAAAUUGGAAAAGGAACAAUUAGAAUAUAUAAUUGUGGAGCUUCAAGAUCAGCUGACUGUGCUAAAGAAUAAUGAUUUAAGAUCAAGACAAGAGUUAACUGCCCAUCUCACCAACCAGUGGCCUUCCCCAGGAGCUCUGGAUGUCAAUGCUGUUGCCUUGGAUACGUUGCUUUACCGAAAACACAAUAAACAGUGCAUUUCACCCUUGUUUUACAGAAAAAGUUAUCACAGUCUUGACCAGUUAUCAGCUGAAGUUAGCCUUUCUCAGACAUCAUUGGAUCCAGGUCAGUCACAAGAAGGAGAUGGAAAACAAGACACGUUAAAUUUAAUCAGUGAAGGUAAAGAAGAUACUCCCUCAUUACUUGGUCUCUGUGGGUCUCUAACAUCAGUGGCAAGUUACAAAUCUCUAACAAGUCUCAAAUCUAAUGACUACCUUGCAAGUCCCACAACAGAGAUGACGAGUCCAGGCCUAACUCCAUCCUGAAAAAUUUUAUGUAAAAGCCAAAAGUUUUUAUGUUGCAAAUGUUCUAUUUACGUAAGUUUGACUGCUGGGAAAACCUUUGGAAUUUUAUAUUGUUCUGGCACAUGUCUGGAAUUCUAUUGCUUCUAUUAGAGAAUUCAGUCCAUUACAUGUGCCAUUCUGAGUGAAAAAGAUCCUGCCAUUUUAAGAUUCUUAUAUUUGUCACUGAGGAAGUUUAAAAAUGAAUAGACUUUAAAAACUUUCAAAUAUCCUCUAAAUUAAUAAUCCAUUACAAAUUGUGAUGUAUAUUUAUUAUUCAGCUGAUUUGCAUAUAUUUAAAUGUACCAUAAUCACCAGAGACUGAGUUCAAGGUUUUAUUCCAGAGACUAAGCUAAGUAUUUUUACUAUUUUAUUCAUUGAUCACAUUUUCUAAAACUGACAAUUUCAUUUUUCAUUAAUUUCCUCCUAGGUUCUGAUGUUUAAAUGCCUGGUUUUUAGUAUGAGGAAAAGGUUCUCAGCUCAUUUCAUAGUGGCUUACUUGGUUUUUCUUUAACAGUUAUCAUUUGGCAUCAACAUUCCAUUAACACUUUAUAAAUUUUGUAGGAAUUAUGUCUUAGGCCAUUACUAAAUUUGUUGGGGUCAUAGGGAAAGUAUUUCACACCAUUUUGGUAAAAUGAAUAAAUUGUUUCCCCAAGAUUUUAAAAGGUUACUUAAAAAUAUCAAAUAUUCCUCAAUAUUUGGGACAUUUAAAAAUGUAGAACAGAUGUUGGAAAGUUCAUUUGAGGAUUUGAGAACCUUCAAGUAAGGAUCAGUAGAGUAUCACCAUAGUCAACAGUAUGUCUGACAAACUGCUGUUUUGUUCUCCCUCAUGUGCAGCAAUGAAUCAUGCCAUGUUAAUGUUAAAAAUUGAUACUAAUGUAAAAAUCCCUGCACUUCUACAGGUAAAAAAAAAAUCGUUUUUUAAAAAGUUAAGUGCUAUAAUUUUUUUUUUUUUGCAGUUUUUGGAACUAUAUAGUUCAUCCAUCAAAAUCCCACCAUAUUAAGACAAAAUGUAUGAAGUAUAUUUUCUAUAGUAAGUAAUAUGAGGAAAAACACGAUCAGUUGUGCCAAAGAAGUUUUAUACAUUGUUUACAUGAAGAGGACACAAUACUUAAUGGGGACUUCAUAUGCUAUUUUUGUUUAUUAAUGAAAUACUGCAUUCAAACUUAGCUUGGACAUAUAGAAACAGUGUUUCCCCUACAACAAUUUAUUUUAUUCAGAGGAGGCAAGCUGAACUUGUUACAUCAUUCUUUGUAUUAGAAAUGUAGGAGUGUGGUGGUUCUGUGCAAUAUUUAGAGCUCUAAUCUCAUAAUUUGGAAUUUAAGAUAAUGAUAAUAAGGCUAGUCUUAUAUGAAAGUUCAAAUGCUGUCAUUUCAGGGACAAAGGAGGUCUGGAAACUGUUAAAAUAAGUUGUCCCAGAACAUAUUCAGAGCUUUAUUCCUUUAGCUUAAGGCCUUAGCACUUGUAAAAAUGCAAAUAUUCUUGAAAAAUGGUUUCUUUAACCAUUUAAUGGUACGUACUCUUAAUCCUGUAUACCUUAUUAUGAGUGGGGUAUCCAAAGCAAUUUUUAAUGGGCACAAAGAUGAAAGAAAAAUACAAAAUAAGGACAGUGGAAACCUAGAGAGGAGGGAAUAGGAAAUGGCUAAGGAGGGAAACUAGAAUAUUUUUUAGGCUGGCCUUAAGCACUACUGCUGCUUUCCUAAAAAAUGAUCAGAAUGUUUAAAAUGCUUUAUCAUCCAUGAUCCACUCUCAACUGAUAAUUACUAUUCCUCAGUAAUUAAAAAAAUCAUUGUUAAAUUUUUUCCAUACAUUUUUAUAAUAAGGGAAAAUCAAGAUUCCAUAAUUGAUAACAUUUUUCAGAUUUGUCUAAUGCAUACAGUAACUUGUGCAUCUUAAUGUGCUGCUAAAUGCAGAUUUAAACAUGACAUCUGAGGAUCAUGACUUUUCCUCCUUUCUUGGAGCUCUUGGUAUAAAAUUCAUCUGCUAAUGUGAAUUCAGGUUUCUAUACAGUUCAUUUCACACUAGUUAGUUAUACAUGUAGUUAAUGUUUGCAUGAGGAAACAAUGUAUGUCUCAAUCUUUAAUUUUAGGUGGUAGUGUUUAUUGUUUACACACCCUACCCAAAACAGAAUGCUGAAUUAUAUGCUAAUAUUUCCAUGUGUAUUUUGUUGCCUUGUACUAUACUUGUUGCAUGUGUAUUAAAUGUUUUGUACCAUG